AUGUCUGCUCACCUCGUCAAGAAUAGCACCACCAACCAUACUGUUGAGGACAACCUUGAAUCAAGCCUUUAUGUCGUUCUGUGGACGGCUUUGAUGUACAAGGAGAGCUACAUGAGCAUUGUUGACCGGACACAAUUUAUAAUGCAGGUCUUCGACACUGAUCCGCUGCGGGGGUCUGAAGGAUUUGUGAAAUCGAAUUGGCUCGUCGCGAGAACCUACUUCCCACAGGAUAUAUUUGUUGGCUGCAAGCCGCUUGACAAUGUUGUCCUUGAACUUGCUCAAUUCUUCUCGCAUAGGUACUUCACGGUCCCCCUUGAUGAGCAGGAGUCACUUGCACAAUUGCAGCUCUCAUUGAAGGAUGCUUUAGCCAAAGGGGGGCAUGUACGCACGGCUGGACAUCAAAAGAUGAUAGAUGUCAUACAAAGCUUCAUGUGGGAGUCGCCUGCUUACAAGAAGGAGAUGGGUAUGAAGCUCCUGCACUUACACGACCCUGUCAUCAAGAUUUACAACAAGCACCUUGAGUCAUUCGGUUGGCCUGAUCAAGACACAGCCACACUGCAAGCACUGCAUCCGAGCGAGAAGGCAGCUGGGUGUCACAUGUACACGAAGUUGCUAUGCAUCUCACAGGACGUGACGCCAGUACGGGUGCAAGUCACACCAACUGGCAAGAAAUGUAGGCUAGAUCCUGAGGAUAGUGACGAGAUCCUCAGUUUGGUGGUUGGCUUAGAUGACCUUUUGUCCUUUACCCAAUGA
Messenger RNA from Suillus paluster, 753 nucleotides. RefSeq lists its product as uncharacterized. The transcript has a single exon. The record is from RefSeq and is a predicted model, not a curated record. Lineage: Eukaryota; Fungi; Basidiomycota; Agaricomycetes; Boletales; Suillaceae. Bases 1 to 753 code for a protein of 250 amino acids.